AUGCUGAGCUGUGCCGCAGGAGAUUUCGUCGAAUACUGGGCCUCGCCAUUCCGAGUGUGGGCUGGUAAUAUUGGCGUUUUUGCUUCUGAUCAUGCAUCUCUUAACUACAGACUACGAGAAGCCAGCGAAGUCAAGCAGGGCAUUGUGUCCUUGCUCCAGUCGCUCGACUCCGAUCUUGUGGAAGUAUCGCUCCUUCUCAAGGAGAACCGAGAAUACACAGAUAACGCUGUAGAAGAAUCCGACCUGGAUGGAGGGGACGACUCGGCCAGCGAGAUAGAACACCUGACAGGUUUUGAGAUUACAUGCUUGGAAAUACAGAAUCAUCUCGAAAACAUUUCCGAUCUUAUCACCAAGCUUAUCCAUCUCGCUCGCGUUAUUCGACUUUCUGGAAUACAAAGUCGUGGCACCAAAGCUGCAAAUUACGUGCAUUAUGACGAGGAUGGAAUCAAUCAAACUAAAAUAUUUGAGGAAACAUACUUGCCGCUUGUUCUUCGUAACAUUGAGGAGUCUGCUAGUAUUCUGCCGACCGUCGAGAAUGCAAAGGCAGAGGAACCUUCUCCGAACAAUGUCAUUGCCGACCGCAAGUCGGCUCGAAGUGGCAUGACCGCACCAACUCUCGCAACGACAUUCCAAAUGAACGAUUCUAAAAAGGCAGUCCUGCUCGACAACCGUGGCACCCACGACGAAACUUGCUCUGAACACUAUAGACUUUCCCCCACCACCCUCUGUUUCGGACAGGGCGACACAUUUCGAAUGCCCAUACUGCUGUCUCCUGUCCUCGAGACUUGGGAUGAUUGGGUGGAACACCAUAGAUGGAUCCAUUCUACGGAGUGGUGGUGCGAGGGAAUGGGACCAGGUCACCCUCCGUCUAAAUAUACGACAUCACUUGAGUACAGGGACCAUCUAGUGAGCACUCACAUGUCAAACCUCUCCUUGCGCGACGUCGACCGAAUGGUCAAAGGAGGCGGAGGCCCAUCCCAGGAACCAUUCAAGAAUUGCCCUUUCUGUGACUUUGAGCCGCGUAGUGCCGGGCCUGCGCACGCAAGCGGCACGGUGGAACCCACGAGGGCUGAGCAAAGCAGACUACAGAGCCAUAUUUUCGGACAUUUGCUUUCCAUAUUUAUGCUUGCCUUGCCGGGCAGAGAGGAUAUUGGAGAUUCAAUCCUGGAAGAAGAGCAGUCAUCCCUGCCCAGGAGCAGUGUUGCUGCUGACGGUCGGAGCCACAUAUCAGUUCGAUCCCACCUGUCUGACUUCAAGACAUCAGAACAAAGCUCGCAGGCCUCGGAGAAACCACAACCAACAUGGGCGGCUCAAUUUCCUCUCGCUCUCGACGCCCUCGACGAAGCCCCUCCAACCACUGUCAAGGGCGUGCUUGCCUCAGGUUAUGGCAGCAUCAGCAACCUCACUGAGCUCGAGGAUGACCCUCAAGCCAACCUAGCCCCAGAAUCAGAGCAGGAAGACAAGCACAAGAACAACCCAGAUGCUUUCCAGCCCAGAAUAGCCACGCCCGAUCAACCCACCGCACCACGUGCACACCACAUCCCAGACGAUCAAUGGGCCAAAAAGGACCAAUUUGAUGUUCAAAUGAGCAAAGUCUGGGAAUUGCGGGUCCAGUCGAGAGGUUCAGCAGCCCAGAACUUGUACAAUGGCCCGAAGAAUGAUGCCGACACCGCCAUCUAUGAUUCUUUUGGUGAGGUUGACUGGGACGACGCUAGCCUUGCUCCCUACAAGGAACCUCUGCGGACGUAUGAGCAAGAGAGCUCCCGUGCUUCAGUGCAAUCGCUGCAUCCCUUAAAGCGUCAUCAUUCGCGAGAAGCCUUUGCUCUUGGUGUGGUCUUUACCAUCAUUGAUGAGGUGGAUCUCAAUGAUGGCAGGUACAAAUGCAACGUGUGGUUGGUGGUUUCAGCCGAAGAAGAUCACUUCUUCUGUGUUCGUAUCAAGACAUACGGCCGCCGAGGUAUUGUACACUUGGCCGGGGGUUCGAGGCAGUGCGACAUAGACGCUCACGCAGUCGUACACGUGCGUGGUGAAAAGCCCUUUGUGUCUGAGGAUGAAUCCACGAUGAGAAAAGCGCCCCUGGCGGUAGUUCUCGACCCUGAAAUAGACAACGGUACACUCAGUCCAUGGAGUCGUGCUUGCUUCGUGGCAAACACGCGCAUGGCUUAUGACAUCGAGGCGGCGAUCAUAGGAAGGCUGGAUUGUUUCUCUGUUGCUCUGCUGGAGAUAUACGGGAACGAGCUGAACGGUGGCAGCAACAGCCAGGCUUGA
Cladophialophora immunda is the source of this 2268-nucleotide messenger RNA. RefSeq lists its product as uncharacterized. Lineage: Eukaryota; Fungi; Ascomycota; Eurotiomycetes; Chaetothyriales; Herpotrichiellaceae. Bases 1 to 2268 code for a protein of 755 amino acids. The record is from RefSeq and is a predicted model, not a curated record. The transcript has 6 exons.